AUGAAUUGGCUUUGGACAUGUUCGGUUGCGCUACUGGCGUUGGAGACAGCGCAAGCCCAGCAUUGGAGAGGAAAUGGAUUCGGAUGGGGAUGGCAGCUGCCGGGCAGGAACAUCAAACCCCCUGUGGGUAUUAAACAAGGCUUUUUCACACAAGUUCUCGAUCACAAGAACCCCGGGCUCGGAACCUUUCGGCAGCGGUACUGGUACGACACACAAUACUGGAAAGGCCCUGGCUCGCCGGUGGUAUUCUUGAACGCCGGCGAGGUGGAUGCGUCAGGCUACACCGGCUACUGCACCAACGAAACCAUCACAGGCCUGAUUGCACAGGAGAUUGGCGCUGCAACCAUUGUAUUCGAGCAUCGCUAUUGGGGCGAGUCCUCUCCCUUUUCGGAGCUGACUACCGCCAACUUGACAUACUUGACCUUGGAGAACAGCAUCCAGGACAUGAUUCAUUUUGCCCAGAACGUGCGCCUGCCAUUCGCUUGGCACACCAACGCUGCCGAUGUUCCGUGGAUUCUUGUAGGUGGUUCAUACCCCGGUGCUCUGGCCGCCUAUACCGCCAGUGUGGCCCCUGGAACAUUUUGGGCCUACUUGGCGAGCAGUGCGCCUGUUCAAGUCAUUUCUGACUUUUGGCAAUACUUUGCGCCAGUUCAAGCGGGCAUGCCGACAAACUGUAGUGCCGAUGUGGCCAAGGUGAUUGACUACAUGGACAACGUCAUGGAGCACGGAUCCGAGUCGCAAAUCCAAGACCUGAAGAACAAGUUCGGCCUUGGAGAGCUUCAGCACAACGACGACUUCAUGACCACGCUGGAGAACGGACCAUGGCUCUGGCAAGCCAACAGCGACCUCUCGAUCUCGGGAUUUUGGGAUUGGUGCGACUAUGUCGAGAAUUCUGUCAAUGCGAGUGGUUCCAGUCUGCCAGGACCAGAGGGUGUUGGCUUGGAGAAAGCACUGGACGGCUAUGCUGCCUGGUUAAGAUCUUACAUUCCUGGAAGCUGUGCUAGCUACGGUUAUUUCCAGGGCGAUGAAAACACGGACUGCUACGACUCGUACGAUGCAAGCAGCCCCAUAUUCACUGAUCUUUCGGUCAACAACACAGCCAGCCGACAAUGGACAUGGAUCCUUUGUAACCAGCCAUUUGGAUUCUGGCAAGACGGCGCUCCAGAGGGAAGGCCAAGCCCAGUCUCACGAUUGAGUACUCCUGCGUAUUGGAUCAGACAAUGUGGGCUGUACUUUCCCACGGGACCACAAGGCCAGACAUAUGGCAUCAACAAGGGCGCCACCCAAGCCGAGGUUAAUGCCUAUACCGGCGGCUGGGAAAUCACCAACACGACGCGACUCGUGUACACCAACGGAGAGUUCGACCCCUGGCGCUCCGGCAGCGUUUCCUCAACUUUCCGCCCGGGAGGGCCGUUGGCCAGUACGCCACAAGUACCCAUCAAUCUUAUCCCGGGUGGUGUACAUUGCUAUGACUUGCUUGCCGCCAGCGGCCAGGCGAACGCUGCAAUUGAGCAAGUUCAGCGCGCUGAAGUCGCGCAGAUGAUGAAGUGGGUAGCAGAGUGGCCAUAA
Molecule: messenger RNA, 1569 nt
Organism: Zasmidium cellare ATCC 36951
Lineage: Eukaryota; Fungi; Ascomycota; Dothideomycetes; Mycosphaerellales; Mycosphaerellaceae
Exons: 2
Coding region: 1-1569 (522 amino acids)
Biological process (GO): proteolysis
Molecular function (GO): dipeptidyl-peptidase activity; serine-type exopeptidase activity
Source: RefSeq, a predicted model, not a curated record